CCUAAUCAUCGCAGGUCUUCAGGAGGAAAUGCUAGUGCGCCUUUCAAAAGUCCAAUAACUCUUUGCUUUGAUCGGAUGUUGGGCGCCGGUAAGAUAUCAUAUACAACGAUGUUCAAGUUUACGUUGGCGCUUCACUUCUUCACAAAUACUCAGUAAACUCACCUUGAUCGUUCUGUCGUAUCUUCGUUUUUUGUUACAGCCGCUCAGAUAGCCACUCCACUCCCUCCGGAGCGAAAAAAAGCUACCACACUUGGACCGGAACAAAAAGCAGCCACCCCGCUUCCUCCGGCGCAGAAAAGUAUGCGGGCUUCACAACUGCCUCUAAGAAGCUUGAAUCAAACUUAUGCUGUCACGCCUUUUAGCUAUCGCAAUGGUAAUGAUAACAGGMGCUUGAGCUAUCCUGCGCCGAGUGGUCCUACGCCGCCUCCUACAACAAUUGAACAAAACAAUAUUGACGAUCCGUUUGUACAGAUUUUGCGUGAUCAUGGACUGUACAAAAAGUUGAUUCUAUGUAUGGCACUCCAGCGCCAAUCCAAGGAAAGCCCUAAAGAAAUCUCAGAACCCCAAUCUCGGAUCAUCGGAGAAGGCUUUUUUUGGAAGGAUUAUCCACCCUGCGAGCAAAUUCUGUACGAUUCCAUGGGGCAUUACUACGAACUCUCGACGCAGCAACGCCAAUCAAAACAACAACAAGCUUUCAACAACCACCUCGUCAAGCGAGCAAGAGAAACUGCGCACCAGCAUGGAUAUCAGUUUGCAGAGUGCUUCAACGACAAAAAACUUCGUGACCGCAUCCGCUGUUUCUUCAAAACCCACCUUCAAAAUGCAAAGAAGCGUCUGGUUACAAUGCAAAAACAUUCUCAUUCGCCAGAGCAGAAAGCUGCACUUCGAGUGCUAAUUUCCAAAGCCAGAUCAAUGGAAGGCUUUUCAACACMAUCGAAUCCAAAGCUGAUGGCAAUGACAUCAUCGACCAAACCAAGAUUUGCUGUCGUUACUCAAGGGGGAACUGAGGCUAUUCGCAAGCGUCGUCAGUCGAGUUGAUUUGGUAAACUCCUUACUCGUCUCUAAUACGCAUCUGGCAACAACUAAAUACAGGGAUCGGGGAAAUACUGUAGCUUCGAGAAGAAUGUCUUCUCGACGGAAAUGCGGUAUCAUAGUAUAUUGUAUUAUUCAAUCCUGGAAGCUCCGAACCUCGCUUUCUAUGGAUACCCCUUCCAAAACACAUUUACAUUUUUACUUGCUCCGAGUGAUACCUUACAAUGUGUUAAAUAUAAUAUAUCUGUUAUG
Messenger RNA from Pseudo-nitzschia multistriata, 1284 nucleotides. NCBI's taxonomy places the organism in Eukaryota, Bacillariophyta, Bacillariophyceae, Bacillariales, Bacillariaceae. The record is from the annotation of a GenBank genome assembly.